Messenger RNA from Acanthoscelides obtectus, 7276 nucleotides. NCBI's taxonomy places the organism in Eukaryota, Metazoa, Arthropoda, Insecta, Coleoptera, Chrysomelidae. The record is from the annotation of a GenBank genome assembly.
AGCAAAUUUUUCAGAAGAGGCAAGGAAACUUUAAUGAAAUUUGAGUCUGUCUAACAACUUCAAGUAGGCACCAGGUACAAAACAUGGAAUUUGACCACUGGUCAAUCUUAAUGAAAAUUUGUAUAUAGUGAUAGUUCAUGUUUCAAUGAUCAAAUGGGCACAAAUCUUAGAAAUGCUUUCUAUUUGAGACAUAGUGUGUCAAAGACUGGUGCCUUAGUCCAUGUGGGUAGCACUGCCUGUGUAAUUCUUUGAAAACUAAUUUGUCUUUGAUGUACCCAGGGAACUAGACGAUAAUAAAAAUCACAAGAACACAAUAAUAUCAGAAGUAGUACUUACUACCAAUAUGUAAAAAAUGGACCUAUUGUCAUUCCCAUACACCAUUUCUUUAGAGUUGCUGCUACGUUCAUGUUAGAUGUGCUUGAUAUGACACUGUUGCACCACUGCAUGCUAGUGUAAAAGAGACAUGGCUGCUUACAUAAACCGCACGAUAUCACUAAUGUCUGGAGGGGACGGCCCUCAUAACAAAGGGGGCUCUGUUACCACUGCAGCCCUGCUCACGGACGGCCGUUUGAACGGUCCCUGGCAACAGGGAGGCGCGGCUGCUGGACCUGAUAACUCGCCAUUGCAGAUUUUCGUCAAGGCGAAGAAGAAGAUUAACGAUAUUUUUGGUGAGAUUGAAGACUACGUCAAUGAUACUGUGGAGUAUAUGCACGAUAUUGAGAAGGAACAAAAUAUUAUAAACACCGUCAGGGUAAAAGAAACAGAAGAAUUCGUCAGCAAGGUCCAUGGGAUCAGAGAUGUAUUGUGUCGAGAUCACAUGAAAGUGGCUUUCUUUGGUAGAACUUCCAACGGUAAAAGUUCCGUCAUUAAUGCAAUGUUGCACGAUAAAGUACUUCCUAGUGGAAUUGGGCACACGACUAAUUGCUUCUUACAAGUGGAAGGCUCUCCGAAUGAUGAACCCUAUCUAGUGUUAGAAAACUCAGAGGAACGAUGUGCAGUCGAGUCUGUAGGUCAGCUAGCACAUGCAUUGUGCAAAGAGAAACUUAGUGAAUCUACUCUGGUCAAAGUAUAUUGGCCGAAGAAUAGGUGUCUGCUGCUUAGAGAUGACGUCGUAUUCGUCGAUUCGCCAGGCGUUGAUGUUACGCCCAAUUUGGACGAAUGGAUCGAUAAGCAUUGUCUUGAUGCCGAUGUGUUCGUAUUGGUCGCCAAUGCUGAGUCCACACUCAUGGUUACGGAAAAAAAUUUCUUCCAUAAAGUGUCAUCAAAACUGUCAAAACCGAAUAUAUUCAUCCUGAAUAAUAGAUGGGAUGCUUCAGCUACAGAGCCAGAGUUUUUAGAUCAGGUCAGGAGGCAACACCAAGAACGUGCUAUCGACUUUCUAGUGAAAGAACUGAAAGUUUGCAGUAGCAAGGAGGCAGAAGAGAGGAUAUUUUUCAUUUCAGCUAAAGAAGUGCUACAAGCGCGUCUCGCAGAACAGGGUCAAACAACUUCAACGCCGCUGACGGAAGGCUUCCAAACAAGAUACUUCGAAUUCCAGGAUUUUGAAAGGAAAUUUGAGGAAUGCAUUUCUAAAUCAGCUGUAAAAACAAAAUUCGAACAACAUUCCCAAAGGGGAAAAUUUAUCGCAAACGAACUACGAGAUAUUCUAGAUGGUAUUUACAAUGAUGCUUUGAAGUUGAAAGAAGACAGGUUAGCACAAAGAAAGGAAGUGACAGAUAAGAUUACAUAUACAGAACAACAAUUGAUGGUUAUUACACAAGAUAUGAAGAAAAAGAUACACACUAUGGUAGAGGAUGUAGAACAGAGGGUAUCGAAAGCUUUGAAUGAAGAAAUCCGCCGCCUAAGUACUCUGGUAGACGAAUUCAACUUGCCUUUCCAUCCGGAGCCAUUAGUCCUUAAUGUUUAUAAAAAGGAACUUCACCUGCAUGUGGAGCAGGGACUUGGAUCGAACCUUCGCGCACGUCUAUCAACAGCCUUAGCUUUAAAUAUGGAAGCAAGUCAGAAAGAGAUGACAGAAAAAAUGGAGACCCUUCUUCCCAAAGGAACUACUGUUUAUGGGGUUAUAGGUCCCAAGAGGCAGCCUUUCGAGAUUUUAUAUAGAUUGAAUUGCGACAAUUUGUGUGCCGAUUUUCACGAAGAUUUGGAAUUCAGGUUUUCUUGGGGUAUUACAACCAUGAUCCAACGAUUCGCCGGCAGCGGCGCUAAUUUCCUAGCCCUCAAGAAGAGCUCAAAUAACCCUCAAGGAACAUGUCCCAACACGCCUACAACACCCACGGAUGUCGUGGACGGUAGACUAAUCUACGCUCAAGCAGGUUUGGACGAUUGGUCAUUGCUGUCUAGAUUAGCGAUAGCCGGCGCCACUUCGCAGGGUACGAUGGGGUGCCUGUUGGCUGCCGGGUUCCUGUUUAAGAUGGUUGGAUGGAGGAUUGUUGCAUUGACCGGUGGUAUCUAUGGCUGCCUCUACCUUUACGAACGGCUCACCUGGACCAACAAAGCCAAAGAACGUGCAUUCAAGAAACAAUACGUCGACCAUGCGACACGAAAACUACGGAUGAUUGUUGAUUUGACGUCUGCAAACUGCAGUCAUCAGGUUCAACAAGAACUCAGCGGCACAUUUGCCAGAUUAUGCCAUUUGGUAGACGAAGCGAUAAACGAAAUGGAUGAAAAAUUGAAGAAGUUAGAGAAAGAAGUUAAUGGAUUGGAAAGCGCCGGUAGUAGAGCAAAGGUUUUGAGAAAUAAGGCCAACUAUCUAGCACACGAACUUGAACUAUUUGAAGAUGCUUAUCUUAAAAUACAUCAUUAACAUAAAAUUUGUGUUACAAUGUAUAUAUUGAACAGCCAACAUAUUUUCUUGAAUGCAAAUAUGUAAUCAUUUUAAAUUUUAAUAGGAAUUAUUUGUUAAACUGAAAUGUAUGUAAACUGGGUUCCGAUCUCCCUAUAUACAGAUGUGCUAAUCAUUCUAAAGACUGGGUUCCAAAAUUUCAUAUAAACGUUUACUUAAAAUAAACGCAAUAUAAAAACAGUUCUGCUAUACCAAGUUUAUGAAAUAACUUUACUUCCGAGAAAAUAGUAUAGUUUUUCAGAAAAUAUUCACCUAUUGAACAUAAAGAUUGCAGCUUUUUGGUGAAUGCUACUGCCGAGCAGCAAUUGAAAGCUUGAUUACGAUUGGAGAUGUAAUUCGGAUGCAUCUCAUUUUUUGCAUUGUGAUAAUAUAAAAGUGUUGUAACGACAACUGUUAGUCCAAAACAUAUUUUUCCAUAAAUAUUUCCAACGCUACAUAAUGAUUUUUAUGUUCUACUCGUAGUGCGGAUGCAGAGUUUUCAGCUCCUUUUUAUUAAACACAUCAUAGAGUCCAUUUACUACCACGUCAAAGCAGAUGCUAAGUUUUUUUGACGAGAGUGAGUGAGUAACAAUCUAAUUUGGCGAGCGCGCGUUUCAAACUUUCACCGCAAUCUAAUCAUAGUUUAUACCGGAUUGCUAAGCUUUUUUUUACAAAACAGGAUGCUAAUUGAAUAUUUGCUAGGUAGGAUUCCUCUUGGUCUGAAGCAUGUGGCUCGUACUCCAAUUAUUCUUGAAAAAAAUAAGCGACUGGCAAUGGCAUAAGACAUAUUUUUAGAUGUAAAAGCGUUCUAUAAGAGAAAAACUAUAGGGGCGAUUUUUCAGUCGAGUACAUUCACGGCAAGAAUACCGCUUUUUUUUCUAGUUACAAAAUGGCUCCCAUUGUGUUAGGGGACGCGCUGCUAUUACGGACUGUACCUCCGACGGAGUUCCGCAUCGUCUAGUCUACUCCCUACUAAACAACCUGUUGCGUUGUGACGGCGACGAUAUCACCGCAUUGGAAAGCGUGUAAUACGCCCACUCCCGUAAAAUAAGCCGCAAAAAAUCGUCCGUAUAGUAUGGCUCUAAUAUAUGUGUUUAUUCAAAAGGAGCAUUUUAAAAUAUUCAUUCAAAGCCCAAGUUAUCAGGAAAUCAGUGAUUUUUCAGUUACAAAAGUAACAGAGAAAAUGUUUGAGCACAUAUUCUUGGUAAUUCAAUAUACACAUCUUUGGAAAAUCGGACCUCAGUUUCCAAUUUGACGGUACCUAGUCAUAUAGUAGUAACACCUACCGCCUGUUGAUUUAUAGUUCUUUAUAGCUGAUCUUACGUGAUUUUUUACCAUUUAUGUUCACAACCGAUUUAUAUACAAUAAUAAUAUACAUAAAAAGGAAAAUUAUGUUUACUACAAAGCAUAUUAUUGGCUCAGCGAAAGAAUGUAAGGCAAAGGGAUGUGGGCGGGAAAUAGCGAUUUUGUCAGUCUUUGUGCAUAAAAAAUAUGUACCGGGUGUAACAACAGUAACAGAACAGCUCUGUAUUUUUUCCAGAUAAGGUAUUUUUGGACAAGGUCAGUGUUUACUAACUUUGAACAAAUAUUUAAUUGGUGGCCUUGGAUGUUACCCUCAGUACCACCUUCAAGGUUAUUAAGGGGUCAACAAUUGUUUUUAAGUAAAAAGGCCCUAAAUGUGUGAGGCUGGGGAUCUAGAAGGUUAGCAGAAUUAUUGAUGACAUUUUUUCAUCAUAUUAAGGUCGGCUCUCUUGUAACUUUUAUCAUGAAUUUCGAUUGUGACCUUGGAUUUGACCUUGAGCCUCCUAUUCCAGGUUAUUUGAAGAUAAACUUUUUUGAGAUAUGUAUUGGAAUCAUUAUUAAAAUUUAAAAGGUCUGACCUGGAUUUUUUCAACAGAAAUCUUGCUAAACUUCUAAGGAUUCGACUCAACUCAUGUUUUAUAAUUAAUGAUAAUAAUGUCUCAAAAGACCUUUCAAACUAUCUUGUGUGACAAUACUGAAGAGUAAAUGGCACCUAAAUGAUUAAUGUUAAUUUUGAUAUUAAAUACAUUACAAAUCAUCAUAAACUUAUGAGAACUACCUGGCAGUAACUACCGACAACCGACAAGCUUAACAGUUAUUGCCACAUCUAUCAACGUUGCAACUUUUGCAUUCCGUCGCUGGGCCUCAGGAUAUUGUUGAGGGAAAAAAUUGUACUAUCCCGUGAUAUUUUCAAACCAAUUUGAUGCACACAGGAGGUUUCCGACGAUAGUUUGGAAUAUAAAACUAAGGAUGCAAUCAUCAUUCACAUAUUCCAUUUAUAUGUAUAAAAUGGGACACCGUGCAUAUACAGGGUCUCCAAGUUAGGACUUUCCUUUUGUCAACUACGUUUGCAAUAUCAAAGCUAAUUUGCGGCAAAACAACACCGAAAACGUAAAAAAGAAAUUGAAUACUCACUAUUUUACGUCUGAAUAUCACUUUCACCUCACAUAACAUUUAAGCUUGACACGAACAUUUUUGCUAGAGCAAAUUGUUUUUGACAUCUUGAUUUGACCUCGAAUUUGCCUUGAAGGCAAUAGUCAAGAUUAUGGCCAAUGUAAUGUUCGGACGUGAAAUGUGCUCCCUUGAAACCCCAUAACUUUUGUUUGAAACUUUUUUCUAGAAUGUGCAGUUUUUGAAAUAUUUAGGUGGGGAGAGUAAAAUGGUAUACCUAUGGGUGUCCGCUAAAUUGGGGUUUUCCUUUACACGACGUAUAGAUUUUGAGAAAAUAAGCGGAUUUUCUUAGUAGCAUAUACACUGAUGUCUUAAGAGAACCGAGAUAUUGGGCUCCGAAAACUUAAUCAAACCUGAACCAAACCGAAGCCGGUCCUGUCCUAUUCCACGAUCACGUCCAUAGCGCCAGCGUACAGUUAUACGACGUACGACUACGAUGUCAAUACAGAUUUUACGACAGAGCCGUACUUGGAAUUUCAAUUCAACUGAACAAUGAGUACUUAUUCAUUUUUUUACUUGUUGCUCACGUUUCACCACACAUUAGCUUUGAUAUAUCAAGCGUACUUGUGUCAGAAAAGGAAAGUUUGCGGACACCCUGUAUUUAUACACUACUAAUCCACCGUCAUCUGAUUGAUGCUGUACUUUCCAAUAUUAAUUCAUAAAACCUGAGAAGUUUGAUAUAUAAACACUGAUUUAUGAAACGUUUCAAACAAUUUUCUCACUGUAACGUUCCACACAGUUUACGUCAAAACUGGCUGACCAGAAAUUCGAGCGGUUCUUUGCAAAAUUUUAUAUUACAAGUUGCAACGAAUUAAUCCCCAAUGACUGGGGGUUAAUAGUUUCCAAGUUAUAGGCGUUUUGAGGAUCUUUUUAAAUUUCAUUUUAUCUACUUACGAUAAUUGUUAAGAUUUGUACCUAAUAUAUUGAUUUCUUUCUAUUUCAAAUUCAGAAAGAUAAAUAGGAUUGUUAGUUAAGUUACUUUAUUCUGCGAUGUUAGAACAGUGGAACGGAAUUUAUUUGAACAAUAGUUGAUGGUUUAAAAGCUUCAGCAGAGUAUCACUAAACUGACAAUUUUUGUAGUCUCUUUACAGUAAUAUGUCAGAUAAUUUCAAACAAGCCUUAAAAGUUUGAUGACUCGAAACCUUGUUAUUUGUUGGGCCUCAAUUAAUCACCGUUAAUUACAAACAAAGUCUUAAUAGUUGGAUGCCUCGAAACAUUCUUAUUUGUUGACCCACAAUUAACGAAAGUUAAUUUUUUGCGAAUGAACUAUAAAAAAAAAAUAGGCCGAAUUUUCGGUCAGCCUGUAUGUGUAUGGGAAACUACAGAAAAUUACUCUAAAUAAACUCAUUUCCCUUAAUGUAACAUCUGAAACUUACUCUGUGGUUUUCAUGCUGAUAAUCCCCCAUUUUUUGCCGAAUCAAAACACAUAUGUUAGAAAUUCUUCUUUACUGUACGACGUUUUUGUCCCAAUGGUGACCUUUUUCAAGUACAAUUGACACUUGACAAUAUAUUGGUAUUGAAACGUCGUACAAUAAAGAAGAAUUUCAAACAUAUGUGGUUUGAUUCGGUCAGAAAAGAAUGGGUAUUAUGAAUUCCUUUAUUUCAAGAAGCUGUGAAUGAAGUAUACAGCGUAGCUUUAUUAGUGACAAUGCACUGUGAUUAUUUUUGAAUGAUUUGAAGUUUCCGCAGACGUAGUGUUCCAUUCAAGCAAUGUUGAGAGUUUAAGGUGAUCCAGUCACUCAGUAAAACGUUUGAGAUCUGUUUGGGUUAAAGCUCCACCUAGCGUAGCUUUCAAAAUCAAUUAAAACAGUGCGUACAAGGUUUCAGAUUGCCGUCAAAUUUCGUUACCCAUUUAUGCUUAAGGUUUGUAUCAAGGUCGAAUUAUUUAUCAGGAAUUAUUGAAAUUUAUCUGAUUUAUGGUUACUAUGAAAGAUUUUUGUGGAUUUGUUGAAACUGUUUUAAAUAAAUAUUUGUUUGAAAACA